Oncorhynchus gorbuscha (pink salmon) is the source of this 4912-nucleotide messenger RNA. RefSeq names its product 1-phosphatidylinositol 4,5-bisphosphate phosphodiesterase eta-1-like. Bases 207 to 4766 code for a protein of 1519 amino acids. NCBI's taxonomy places the organism in Eukaryota, Metazoa, Chordata, Actinopteri, Salmoniformes, Salmonidae. The record is from RefSeq and is a predicted model, not a curated record. The transcript is spliced from 26 exons. Gene Ontology annotation, molecular function: calcium ion binding; phosphatidylinositol-4,5-bisphosphate phospholipase C activity. Gene Ontology annotation, biological process: lipid metabolic process; phosphatidylinositol-mediated signaling.
GGUGGCGGUAGGGUCUUGCUCGGGACAGUUGGGCACUCCCUUCGCUACUGGAGGGGAACAGGAUAUUAUUGAUGUGCUUCAUGACAUGGAAGACAGGAACCUGAAGGAAUAAUAUUGUGUUCAAUAGAUGUUAAUAUUUUAUUAGAAGUUGAUUCUGGUAAAAUCGGACUAACGCAUCCCAUUGCACCCUCCAUUAUCCAUCCAUCAUGAGUUCCCGGGUUGUGAACAGGAAAGGAGGGCUGCGGUACUGCCACCACUUCCUCACAGACAACAGCAUCUUUCAUGUGGAGCGAUGUAUGAGUGCCAUGCAGUCGGGGACACAGAUGGUGAAGUUGAAGGCAGGUUCCAAGGGGCUGGUGAGACUGUUCUACCUGGACGAACAUCGCUCAUGCAUCCGAUGGAGACCCUCACGCAAGAGCGAGAAGGCCAAGAUCACUAUUGAUUCGCUGUACAAGGUGACGGAGGGCCGUCAGUCAGACAUCUUCCACCGCCAUGCGGAGAACAGUUUCGACCCGGCCUGCUGUUUCACCAUUUAUCAUGGCAACCACAUGGAGUCCCUGGACCUGGUGACCUCUAACACUGAGGAGGCUCGGACCUGGGUGACAGGACUACAAUAUCUAAUGGCUGGCAUCAGUGACGAGGACUCACUGGCCAAACGACAACGGACACAUGACCAGUGGAUGAAGCAGACAUUUGAGGAGGCUGAUAAGAACGGAGAUGGUCUGUUGAACAUGGAGGAGAUCUACCAGCUACUGCACAAGAUGAACGUCAACCUGCCCCGCAGGAAGGUCAAACACAUGUUCCAGGAAGCGGACUCGGAUGACCAACAGGGCACGUUGACAUUUGAGGAGUUCAGUGUGUUUUAUAAGAUGAUGUCUCUGCGGCGGGACCUGUAUCUGCUGCUCAUGGGAUACAGUGACAGGAAGGACCACCUGACUGCCGACGAGCUGGCCAACUUCCUGCUCAAUGAACAGAAGAUGGUGAAUGUGACUACAGAGUACUGUCUGGAUGUCAUUGAAAAGUUUGAGCUGUCUGAAGAGAACAAACAGAAAGGCAUUCUGGGAAUUGAGGGUUUCACCAGUUUCAUGCGCAGCCCCACGUGUGAUGUGUUUAACCCUGAACACCAUGAGGUGAACCAGGACAUGGAUCAGCCUCUGAGUAGCUACUACAUCUCCUCGUCUCAUAACACCUACCUGACGGGAGACCAGCUGCUGUCUCACUCCAAGACAGACAUGUACGCCUGGGUACUACAGGCUGGCUGCCGCUGUGUGGAGGUGGACUGUUGGGAUGGUCCUGAUGGAGAGCCCAUGGUUCAGCAUGGUUACACUCUGACCUCCAAGAUCACCUUCAAGUCUGUCAUAGAGACCAUCGAAAAAUACGCCUUCAUCAGCAACCAGUACCCAGUGAUCCUGUCCAUAGAGAACCAUUGUAGCAUCCAACAACAGAAGAAGAUAGCCCAGCACCUCAGAGAGAUCCUGGGAGACAAGCUGGACCUGGGAGAGGCCCUCCGCAGAGACUCUAUACAGCUACCCAGCCCCCACUCUCUACAGGGGAAGAUACUCAUCAAGGGGAAGCGUCUCCCUCCCUACCUGUCUGUGGAUGUUGAGGAGGGGGAGGUGUCAGAUGAUGACGACAGUGCUGAUGAGAUUGACGACAACUUUAAACUGAAGAACAGCAAUAGUAAUGGUAACCACCAAGUGGAAAGUUACAUCAGGAAGAAGUUGGACUCUCUGUUGAAGGAGUCUCAGAUUGGAGACAAGGAGGACACAGACAGCUCCAGCAUCAGAGCCCUGCUCAGAGCCACACACCAACAGCUAAAUGUGCAUUUUAAACAAAGCUCUAAUCCCAAAGAGGGACUUAAAAAAUCCCAAAGUCGAUCAUUCAUCAGCAACAUCAAGCAAAAGAGACACUCUAAAUCCAGGCUGAAGUCCCAGAGUACCGAUGGAGAGGAGGAAGGACAGGAGACCUCUGGGAAAGAGGCGGGAGGACAGAUCACCAGGGGAGGGAGGAACAGGAAGACGAUGAAGCUGAGUAGAGAUCUGUCAGACCUGGUUGUUUUCACUAACUCUGUGGCCUCUCAGGAGGGACUGGACGACAGUACUCCGAGGAAUGUUCUGUCGUUCAGUGAGACUCGUGCCCAGCAUCUAGUGAACCACAGAGCUGAGCGCUUCCUGUGUUUCAACCAGCGACAGCUGUCUAGAAUCUAUCCCUCAGCCUACCGUAUAGACUCGUCCAACUUCAACCCUCAGCUCUACUGGAAUGUGGGCUGUCAGCUGGUGGCUCUGAACUACCAGACAGAGGGUCGGAUGAUGCAGCUGAACAGAGCCAAGUUCAUGAUGAACGGUGACUGUGGCUACGCCCUCAAACCUCCACCCAUGUGUAAAGGCUCGUUCAACCCGUUCAGUGACGACCCCCUCCCUGCCUACCCCAAGAAACAGCUGGUGUUGAAGAUCAUCAGUGGCCAGCAGCUUCCCAAACCACCAGACUCUAUGUUGGGGGACCGAGGAGAGAUCAUUGACCCGUUUGUAGAGGUGGAGAUCAUCGGCCUGCCAGUGGACUGCUGCAAGGAGCAGACUCGAGUAGUGGACGACAACGGGUUUAACCCCGUGUGGGAGGAGAACCUGUCCUUUACCCUCCACAUGGCGGAGGUGGCUCUGGUGCGUUUCCUCGUCUGGGACCAUGACCCCAUCGGACGAGACUUUGUGGGCCAGAGGACUGUGGCCUUCAGUAGCCUGAUGCCAGGUUAUAGACAUGUGUACUUGGAGGGGUUGACUGAGGCGUCAAUCUUUAUCCACGUAUCAGUUCAUGACAUCUAUGGGAAGUGGAAUCCACUAGUCCUGAACCCCAGCUUUACCAUAAUGCACUUUCUAGGAGCCCACAAGGGUCGUCAGCUGCGCGGCAUCAGGGGCUUAUUUAACAGGCCCUCUAAGUCGUCAGUAGACACCAGCUGUAGUUCGGCCCUCAGGAAACGCUCCAUCAGUGACCACCUCCUCCGACGCACCGCCAGCGCCCCCGCCAACCGUCGCAAGAAAACCAAGAUGAAGCUCGCUGAGUCCUCCACCUCCAUAUCGGACCGCAAGGCCUCCAUAUCAGACGGCAAGGACAGAUUGUGGGCCGGAGCAGGGGCUGGGGGGGAGGGGUCCCAGAACAGGGAAAGGGACAGGGAGGGGGUAAUGGUGGAGAGACGCCCAACACCCCUCACCCACAGGCCCAUCUCCAUGCCCCUGGAGAGGCUACUGCAGGGACAGCUCUCCCUCUGCUCCCCCGACCAGGAGCAGCCUGACCUGGGUGCAGACACACUCAUCGGAAUGUCCCCCUUUAACCAGCCCAGGUCCCACUCUGUGGAACUCGUCGUCGAAUCAGCCGCCUCCCUUGAGCACAAAGUGUUCACCCCUUCCAUCAAUCACAACAACGCACAGGAUAACACCACAGAGUCUGACCAAUCAGAUGAGACCUCCUACCUGGUCAUUGGCCGAGGAGGAGGAACUGUAGAUGGUGACUCCAAAGACCAAUCACAAGACAGAGUCAACCCACCCAGCAAAGCUGAGGACGUUUCUUCUCGCCAAAGGACAUUGUGUCACCUCAGCAGCUCAACAGAGACAGAGAGCAACUGUUUACACGUACCAAGUGAGAGCAGACCAGAGACAACAUUACUUAGUACAACAAACACAGCAACUUCCUCCUCUCCUUCCUCUGAGCUCCCCAUCUCCCUACUGAAUGUGGACCGGUCCGAUCUGCAGAUCCCCGUCCCCCUACAGGACAGCAUCAUCUCACAUCUCAUUGACGCCGUAUCCCUCAGCAACGAUACCACCUACGGGUCUAUUUCCGCUCUGAUUGGUCAGUUUGACCUCACCGGCGACCAGAAUGAUUUCACAAUGAACUCUGACCCCCACACCCUCAGUGUCAUGUCCUGUCUGUCCGAUCCUGCUGUCUGGGACUCCAGCACACCCUAUAAGGUUACCAUAGACUAUACCACCCGAUAUAAAGACCCACACACCAUCUCCUCCCCCCGCAAGGCAAUGAACGGACCUAUCACUCCUCGAAAAGCAAGCCAGACCCCUAACCACGCGAACCAGAAUCUACUCUCACCCCACCCCAAAACCUCCCACACAGACCCCAAUGCCCCUCUUCUCUUCUCCAGUCCUGAGACCACGGAGCUGGAGGAGGUCUAUACCAUCCUGGAUGAGGAGGUCUUGUCUCCAGUCUCUGUCUACAACCUGAAGAAGCAGACCAUCGGCAACAUCCAGGCUGACUCUGAGGAGAGCACACCCAUGGGAAGCCUGGAGCCUUCCCCAGCCAAGGUGCCUCCUCUCCUGGGGGUAGAAGGCAAUGGCAGCUGGGUGGGCUCACGGAGGGGUGUGGUGGAGGAGAAAGGAGAGGGCUACGGGGGUGAAUGUGAUCCUAAAAGGUUGGGGUCAGUGGGAGAGUGGGGGUUGUCGUGGGGUUACACGUGCCCGUCCAACAACAGUACAGUGUCUGACCAAUUCCUGUUGUGCCAUGACACGGAAGGAAGUAGUCUGAUGGAGGUUAACGUGGAUGAGGAUCCACUGGAGAUGACCCUGACAUUACCGGGACACAACCAUACCUGGGUCGCUACCAGCCCAACCAAAUGCUACGCUGCUCCUCAACUCCAGCUCUCCCAAUGUUCUUCACCCUUCAAACAGCCCUCACACCAGCCCUCCCCUCGCCAAGCCCCAUUGACAACCCCUCAAACUCAGCCCUCCCCCCUGCAAAGGGCCCCCCCAACCCCAGCCCCCUCCUCCUGAACAGCCAUCCUUCCACUCAUAGCAGACACAUUACCAGAGCCUUCACCCAGCAGCACAGUUACAGUGGUCCCACCCAGCCUCAGACCAGGAGGUACCAGGGUGGGACAGGGGAAGUACAGGGUCAGGGAGAAGCAUCAGCCUGCUUC